Messenger RNA from Drosophila nasuta, 2618 nucleotides. Its product is annotated as S1 RNA-binding domain-containing protein 1. Gene Ontology annotation, molecular function: mRNA binding; structural constituent of ribosome. Bases 1 to 2607 code for a protein of 868 amino acids. The transcript is spliced from 12 exons. NCBI's taxonomy places the organism in Eukaryota, Metazoa, Arthropoda, Insecta, Diptera, Drosophilidae. The record is from RefSeq and is a predicted model, not a curated record. Gene Ontology annotation, biological process: translation; nucleobase-containing compound metabolic process.
AUGUCCACGCGACCGCGACGACUAGCAGCUAGGAAGACUCCGCUGGUUAUAGAACUAAGCGACUCGGAUGAUGACGGUACCAUCGAGCAGCUGCAACUGCCGCAUCUGGCGCAACGCAUCAGCAUCAGCAGAUGCGCCAGCAGCGAAAAAAAGGCGCACAAAAAAAAAGACAAAGAGAAUGAACCAAGUCCAAGCAAUGGCGCAACUGAGGCCACAGCUGAAGAACCAUUGCCGUCUGCCCAAGAAGUAGACGGAGCUGCUCCAAGCACGACUUCAGCAACAACGACCACUGGACGCAGCUCAUUUUGGGAACGUCGCAAAGUGUGGAAUAUCCAUGAGCUGCUAGCCGAGACGGAGCAUAUCCAGCCAACGGCUGCGCGCAACAUUGUACAACUGUUUGAGAAUGAAAACACCAUUCCAUUUAUAUGCCGAUAUCGUCGCGACCUGGUGGAUCAUAUAACACCAGAACGUUUGCGCGACAUUCGCAACACAUACACCGAGAUUGUAGAUCUGCGCAAGAAAGCAGAAAACAUUGUGCAUCAAUUGGAGCGCGAGAAUGUGCUGAAUACAGAAAUACGCGAAGAGCUUAUGUGCGCCAAGACCAAUGAGGAACUAGAGUUUCUAUAUGCGCCCUAUAAGCCUGCUAGCAAGGGCACUUUAGCAGAAAGAGCCAAGGCCCUGGGACUGCAAGAGUACGCCGACUGUCUGCUUUAUGGCACAGCACCCAAAGUAGAACUGUCUGCAAUUGUGGAUAGAAACAAUGCGGAUUUGGCCAGCGAGGAGCAGGUGUUGGCGGGCAUCUGUAACAUAAUUAUUCACAACAUUAGCAAGAAUACCAGUGUAUUGGAGGAGUUGCGUCGGCUACAAAAUGUGCAUCGAAUUAUGUUAAAAUGCAGCAAAGCCAAAGCCACAACAUCGAAGGUUACAAGUAGUAAAUCAACAGCUGGAAAUGGAAUUGCGGACAAAAAACUGGACAGCUCGAAGUUCGAGAACUACUUUAAUUUCCUAGCUGAUGUCAAGUCAACAAAACCACAUCAAACGUUGGCAAUUAAUCGAGGCGAGAAGCACAAGUUUCUCUCCGUCAAAGUGGAGACGAACAGCUAUUUGAAGAAUGACCUAACUCGUUUCAUAUCGGAGCAGUACAUGUCCCAAGGCCUCAACUAUCCGCUACGCCGCGAGGUAUUCAGUCGUGCACUAGAGGAAUGCUUCACCAAGAAAUUGCAACCAUUGUUGUGUCGUCAGGUGCGCGCCGAGCUGAAAGAAAAAGCAACGCGUGCCUCCAUCGAAGUGUUUGGCAAGAAUCUAAAGCAACUUUUGUUGAUGUCCCCGUUGAAAGGUGAACGCAUCCUUGGCAUCGAUCCUGGAUAUACCAACGGCUGCAAAUUGGCGCUUAUCUCCGAGACUGCUGAUGUUCUGGAAACUGGAGUUAUUUAUCCUCAUGGCCGACAGGCCAAUCGCAAAGGAGCCGAACAAAAGCUCAUUCAACUUCUUAGCAAAUAUAAUGUUCGCAUCAUUGCUCUGGGCAAUGGCACCGCUUGUCGCGAUACAGAAAUGUGGCUGUCGUCGCUCUUUCAAGCGGGCAUUCUCGACAGUCAAAGUAUUCGUUACAGCAUGGUAAACGAGAAUGGAGCCUCGAUUUAUUCCUGCAGCGAUGUGGCCACCAAGGAGUUUCCCAACAUGGACAGAAACGAAAUCAGCGCGGUAUCAAUUGCUCGUCGUUUAAAUGAUCCGCUGAGCGAGUACGUCAAGAUUGAGCCACGACAUUUGGGCGUUGGCAUGUAUCAGCACGAUGUGAAUGAAAAGACAUUAACAGAGACGCUCAAUGAUGUGGUGUCCGAGUGUGUCAGCUAUGUGGGCGUUGAUCUAAACACUGCCAGUUUGAGUGUGCUCAAACACAUUGCAGGUUUGUCGGAGAAAAAGGCCGAGAAGAUCAUUGAACAUCGCAUCCAGAAGGGACCAUUCCAAUCUCGCAAGGAUCUCCUCGCGGUACGUAGCAUUGGCGACAAAACUUACGUUCAGUGCGCCGGUUUCGUGCGCAUCGAACCACUUAGCGUGGGUGGCAAAGUAAAGAAUCCGCUGGACUGCACCUGGGUGCAUCCGGAGAGCUAUAAAGUGGCCGAAGCUGUCAUACAGGAAUGUGAGUUAAAACUCUCGGACAUUGGCAAGCCAAGAUUUAGGGAACGUAUCAAACAGUUGGCCAUGACAGCGAGCAAAGUUGAGCAGCUCGCACAACAGCAUAAGUUGCCCACGGAGCGGGUGAAAUUCGUGCUUGAUGCACUGCAGCGUGAACUUUUGCAGGAUUAUCGCGCGGAUCUGGACAAACGGCCGCUAUUCAAGCAAGGACUCACACGACUGGAGGAUCUCAGUCUCGGUGAUGUCGUCACAGGUGCCGUCACCAAUGUCACACAUUUUGGUGCCUUUGUGGACAUUGGAGUGGAGCGCGAUGGCCUCAUACACAAAAGUCAUAUGAACAAUUGUGAGCUGAGCAUUGGAGAUCGUAUUAUUGCCUCUGUACUCAAGGUGGACAUGCAGCGACGACAGCUGGGAUUGCGUUUGGAGAACAUGCUGGAGGAGACGGACACAUCGUUCACAUUGAAGACGGAGUAAAGACAUCACCG